Cucumis sativus (cucumber) is the source of this 1080-nucleotide messenger RNA. RefSeq names its product protein DEHYDRATION-INDUCED 19 homolog 5. The transcript has 5 exons. The coding region runs from base 183 to 779 and encodes 198 amino acids. Lineage: Eukaryota; Viridiplantae; Streptophyta; Magnoliopsida; Cucurbitales; Cucurbitaceae. The record is from RefSeq and is a predicted model, not a curated record.
AAGCAAACACCGCACCACACAACCCAUCCACCAGGCCCAAGCUGAUGACAAGGAUUGUUUCUUCCUUUUCUUUUCUUUCUUCUUCCCAAAGUUAUCGACACCCAUUUGCUCAAUUUCCCAUUUCACACACUUGUCUUCUCACAAUCUGACUUCAAACUUGCUCUGUAACUUAGAAUCAAGCUAUGGAGUUCAAUUUUUGGGCCUCAAGAGUUCAUCCUACUGACCAACUUUCCGCUGUUCAAGCUGCCAUGCUUCAUUCUGGUAACCAUAUAAUUCUGGAUGAUUCAGAUGGAGAAGAUGAUUCACGACCUUACUUUUCAUGCCCUUACUGUUAUGUGGAUAUUGAAGUUCAAGUACUUUGUAGCCAUUUGCAAGACGAGCACUGCUUUGACUUCAGAAAUGCAGUUUGUCCUCUAUGUGCAGCCAGUCUAGGAAAAGAUGUAAUUGGGCAUUUUACAGCACAACAUUCAAGCUCAAUAAAGAGGAGGAAAAAACCUGAGAAAUCUGUUUCUUCUGGCUUUAAUUCAAAGAAAGUGAUAACAAAGGGCAGGGAAAAAAGAAAUGGAUCUGCACCUGAUCCCCUUCUACCUUUUAUCUGCAGCAUUCCUUUCUCAGACCAUGAAUCUGGCGAGAGAGACGACCGCUCAGAAAACGAUGCGUCCGUCGCAGUGAACAUCAAAAGUAAUAGUUCACAGUUGCUGGAAAGAAACCAGAACAGUGAAGAGUUGAAUCGGAGAGCAUCUUUUGUACAACAAUUAAUCACAUCAACCAUUUUUUAGGUCUCUUCUCAUCACCUGUGAUUGCUUCUGUGUAGCUGCAGUUAUUAUUCGUCACAAAUUGGUCGGGGGGGAAGUUGUAUCGAUCAUCAUAAUGUUGUAGCACUGGUGCAUGAUUUUGAUAGGGAAAUAUUUCAGAUAUCAAUAGCCAGAAGAAUUAUUUGUGUUCAACUGUCAACAACAUUGUGCCAAAAGCUGCUGUUUCACAUAUACGUAUAUAAAGAUAUAUUAUAUAGAUGUAUAACUGCAAACUUGGUAGAAUCUGGAACUUCUUUAACUAAGUAACAAGAAUAUUAUUACAAAA